CUCAGGAUAGCUUAAAUCCUCAUAUUAUAUCCAUUCUAUCUAAGUUGUCCAGGCGAUUUGCUAUGCUACCGGUGCUCAAGCUACCUAUUGCUUCAAUUUUCAGUUUGGCGACCGUGCUCGUGGAUUGUUAUUUUUAUUGCUCUACUGAAAACUGCCCAAGCCAUUCCACGUACGCCUUCUUGGAUCUGGAUGGGGAAAGCCGUCUCCGGACUUUCGAGAAUUGCGCCGAGUUCAGCCAAGGAUGGCCACAACCUAUACAGAACGCCAACUUAUCUAAGUGCCAGUACCACUUCCCAACACAACGCCAUGUAAACCACUACGUCUAGGAAAGUGAAUAGGAAAGGGUUAGAGAAUCUUUUAAGGAUGAACCGAUUUGGAUCGAGUAGUGUGUGAGUAUUGAAUGG
Messenger RNA from Hypoxylon fragiforme, 404 nucleotides. RefSeq lists its product as uncharacterized. The record is from RefSeq and is a predicted model, not a curated record. The transcript has a single exon. Bases 63 to 326 code for a protein of 87 amino acids. Lineage: Eukaryota; Fungi; Ascomycota; Sordariomycetes; Xylariales; Hypoxylaceae.